AUGGCAAACCAUACUAUGGUGACAAUAUUCAUUCUUCUAGGAUUGACAGAUGACCCAGAUUUGCAAAUUGUAAUAUUUAUUUUUCUUUUUCUGGCAUAUUUAUUGAGUGUUAUUGGAAAUCUGAUCAUUAUCAUGCUGACCUUGCUGGAUUCCCACCUCAAAACACCCAUGUAUUUCUUUCUUCAGAAUUUUUCUAUACUAGAAAUAUCAUUGACCUCUGUCUGUAUCCCUAGAUUUCUAUACAGUAUAGUGUCUAGGGAUAAAACAAUUUCUUAUAAUUCUUGCGUGACACAAUUAUUUUUUGCCAUUUUGUUGGGUGAAUCAGAGUUUUUCUUGUUGGCAGCUAUGUCCUAUGACCGUUACGUAGCCAUCUGCAAGCCCCUACAUUACACAGCCAUUAUGAACAACAGAGUGUGUAUAAAACUGGUUGUUGCAUCUUGGCUGGCUGGUUUGUUAACAAUCUCUCCUGGACUUAUCAUGGGUUUGGAGUUGGAAUUCUGUGAUGGCAAUGCUAUUGAUCACUUUCUGUGUGACUAUUCUCCUGUUCUAAAAUUGUCCUGCACAGAUACAAGGGUCAUAGAAACGUUAAGUUUUAUUUUAGCCAUAUUCACACUCCUGUUUACUUUGACACUCAUAAUGGCUUCUUAUGCAAAUAUCAUAAGAACAAUUCUGAAGAUUCCUUCUGCACAGCAGCAAAAGAAAGCUUUUUCUACUUGUUCAUCUCAUAUAAUUGUUGUCUCUAUGUCUUAUGGCAGCUGUAUUUUUAUGUAUAUUAAACCCUCUGCAGAAGAAAGAGUUGCCUUAAACAAAGGGGUUGCAGUACUCAUCACUUCAGUAGCACCUGUUUUAAAUCCUUUCAUUUAUACUCUGAGAAAUAAGCAAGUUAAGCAAGCCUUGCAAAAUGUAAUAAAAAGGUAUAUCUCCACUACUUUAAAAUAAUACACUGGAUCAUAA
Molecule: messenger RNA, 954 nt
Organism: Suncus etruscus (white-toothed pygmy shrew)
Lineage: Eukaryota; Metazoa; Chordata; Mammalia; Eulipotyphla; Soricidae
Product: olfactory receptor 6C74-like
Exons: 1
Biological process (GO): G protein-coupled receptor signaling pathway
Cellular component (GO): membrane
Molecular function (GO): olfactory receptor activity; G protein-coupled receptor activity
Source: RefSeq, a predicted model, not a curated record